Molecule: messenger RNA, 3212 nt
Organism: Desarmillaria tabescens
Lineage: Eukaryota; Fungi; Basidiomycota; Agaricomycetes; Agaricales; Physalacriaceae
Product: tRNA synthetases class I-domain-containing protein
Exons: 17
Coding region: 6-3149 (1047 amino acids)
Biological process (GO): mitochondrial translation; isoleucyl-tRNA aminoacylation
Cellular component (GO): mitochondrion
Molecular function (GO): aminoacyl-tRNA deacylase activity; ATP binding; tRNA binding
Source: RefSeq, a predicted model, not a curated record
AUUGCAUGAACUCAACUGCAUAUUUCGGAUGCAGUCGCAAAGUAUUCACUCUACCUCCACGGUGCUGUAUAUCGACCGCGGCAUUCAAUGUCGAUUCCAAGGCCUUUUCAAAGACCUUGAACUUACCGAAGACUAACUUUCCUCUAUGGCCCGACCGUGAAAGGAGCGAAGUUUCUCUGCGUCCAAGGAUUUGCGAGGAUCUGUAUAGGGCACAAGCACGUAGAAGGGGUGGACGCGAAUUUGUCUUGCAUGACGGUCCUCCGUAUGCUAAUGGCAAUCUGCAUGUCGGACAUUCCAUGAAUAAAAUACUCAAGGACAUUAUCAACCGAUUUCAUGUCAUUUCUGGAGACCGAGUACAAUACGUUCCUGGAUGGGAUUGUCACGGUCUUCCUAUCGAAAACAAGGCAUUAAAGGACCUCGGAACGGAUUCAAGGUCGCUUACACCAUCCGACAUUCGUUUGGCUGCCCGGAAAACUACCCUGCGCGAGAUUGAGAUACAGAAGGAGGAAUUUCAGCAGUUCGGGAUAAUGGCUGACUGGAGUAAAGAAACUACAUACCGCACUUUGGAUCACAAAUACGAAAUGCGGCAGCUAGGAAUAUUUCAAAAGAUGGUGGAGAACGGUUUAAUUUACAGGCACUAUCGACCAGUUCAUUUCUCUCCCUCUUCUCGGUCUGCAUUAGCGGAAGCAGAGUUGGUAUACAAGGAUGAUCACAUCUCACACUCGGUCUAUGUCACGUUUAAUCUGGAUGUAGCACAGUCAGGCGAAAGAUAUGCAAAAUUUGGUCGUGAUAUCAAGCUCUUGGUCUGGACCACGACUCCCUGGACACUAACGGCCAAUAUGGGAAUUGCGGUGAAUCCGGAAUUGGCUUAUACUUUUGUCGAGCGCGAGGAUGACAGCGGAGGUCCUCUUUACCUGAUCGCUACCGGACGGCUAGGUGACACUCCUACGGAGCCCGUCUUCUCUGCUCUAGGGAAUAUUCGCUAUGUCGACAGCAUCCAAGGGUCUGACCUCGUUGGCGCAUACUACAAGCCGAUCUUCUCUCAUGGAGGCUCUAAGAGAAUUGUCAGAGCUUCGCACGUCACAUCCGAAUCUGGUACUGGCCUAGUGCACUGCGCUCCUGCUCAUGGUGUGGAAGACUACAACACCUUCCGGGAUCAAGGUCUACUAUCUGGUACCGAAUCGAUGCUAUGCCAUGUUGGUUCUGAGGGAGAAUUCAAGGCGGACGUUGCCGAUGUCGUCGGUGAAGCGGCUGCUCAAACUCUGGUCGGAAAGCCAGUACUCGAAGACGGAUCGCGUGCGGUGGUAGCUUUACUGAAGGAAACCAAUAGCUUGGUAAAAAUCGAGCGGUUCAAACACAAGUAUCCUUAUGACUGGAGAACGGACAAACCUAUUAUCGUCACUGCGACUUCUCAGUGGUUCGCCAAUUUAGACAAGAUCAAAGACGAUGCCCUGAAUGCCCUUGAACACGUAGAAAUGUUCCCCUCUUCGUCUCGUCUACAAUCCUUUAUUCGCUCACGUUCAGAAUGGUGCAUAUCCCGCCAACGGGUGUGGGGCGUACCCAUACCCGCCUUGUAUCAUAUUCCUACGGACCGCGCAGUCCUGGACGCGGAAUCACUUUCCCAUAUCCUCCCCAUCCUCCAAGAGAAGGGCAUCGAAUACUGGUGGAACGGACCUGUCGAGGAAUUCAUCCCUCCUACCCUGCGGCAGACAGAAGGAGUGGAUGGGUGGCGCAAGGGAACUGAUACGAUGGACGUGUGGUUCGAUAGCGGGUCUUCGUGGUCUAUGUUGGAGCAGCGUGAAGAUGGACUCCGGCAGAAGUACCGGGCUGAUGUUUGUGUUGAGGGCUCCGACCAGCACCGGGGGUGGUUCCAGAGUCAGCUACUUACUGCGGUGGGGUCCGGCUCGUCCUCUAUUCCGUACAAGGCUCUCGUCACACAUGGGAUGGUCUUGGACCAUAAAGGGAAAAAGAUGAGCAAGUCGCUGGGUAAUGUCAUCAGUCCUAUAACGGUAGUUGCUGGUGGUAAGGAUAAAAAGAAAGAACCUGCAUAUGGCGCCGAUCUUCUAAGGCUGUGGAUUGCUUCAGUGGAGUAUUGGAACGAUGUGCCUCUCGGAACAAAUAUUCUGAAGCAGACUGCAGAGUCACUGAGAAAGAUCAGGAACACAGCGCGUUUCUUGCUUGGGAAUAUUGGAGAUAUAUAUGAGCAGGACAACGAGGAUGCAUGGGAAGAUGUCAAGGAGCAUAUGGAUUUGGCCGACCGGUACAUGAUCAAUGGACUGCAAAAAUGCGAAGCAGAAUGCGCAACGGCUUAUGCUGCUUAUAAUUUCCCCAAAGUUGUGAAGACACUCCAAAACCUGUGCAACAUAACUCUGUCCUCCUUCUACUUCGACAUAAACAAAGAUAAUCUCUACGCGAAUCCUUUGAACGGGUACGAACGACGUGCUACUGUUUUCGUGUUGAAAGAAAUACUAGCAACUAUUGUCCGUAUCAUGGCCCCGAUUCUGCCCCACUUGGCUCAAGAAAUACAUGAUUCGAUGUACUACAAGAGCAAAGGAUUGGUUUUCUUGGAACAGCCGUGGAAUUGGCGAGAAGGUGGCUUCGCAAUCAAAGGCUUCACGGAGGACGAUGUGAAAGCGGUGAACAAGGACUCGGACAAUAUGAUCAUGCUUAUGCAGGAAGUGCGCCCUGUUGUUACGUCCCUACUGGAACAGGCUCGAGAGCAAAAGCAAAUCAGAAGUUCUUUGGAAGCUGAAGUAGAUGUUAUUCUCCCAGAACUGCCUGAUGCGGUCUCGGAUGCGCAAGAAGAAACUACAUUACUCGAGGACAACAGGAAAACAGGACUUGCUCAAAUUUUCCGAGAUCAUGAGGAUUUCAUGGCGAAGCAUUUCAUCGUGUCCAGAGUCACAGUAAUGGACGAAGGGUCGCUCGGGACUGCGUCGCCGGAAUGGAUCUAUGUUCGUAGUUUGAGCAUACUGGGAGAAGGUUCCUCGAAGCCUGCAUCUGCCCUCGGAACCGAGGACUCCUAUGAUGUCGCCAUCCGAGUUCGUCCUGCUACGAGGGAGAAGUGUCCUCGGUGUUGGACCUUCACAAAGGAGGCUGAGGAUGUAUUAUGCCAGAGAUGUGCAGAUGUCACACAGGAUAUGGAUUAGUAGAUCUACAUUAAAGCUGAAGGGACCUUAUUUGUACGAUAGAAGCUUAGAUAGUACCCAAAA